Messenger RNA from Mollisia scopiformis, 2631 nucleotides. Its product is annotated as glycosyltransferase. The coding region runs from base 1 to 2631 and encodes 876 amino acids. The transcript is spliced from 5 exons. The record is from RefSeq and is a predicted model, not a curated record. Lineage: Eukaryota; Fungi; Ascomycota; Leotiomycetes; Helotiales; Mollisiaceae.
AUGGGUUUCUUGUCAUAUUUCAAGCCGGAGAAGAAGGUGGUUCCUCGCUCCGAACUCAACAACGAAAAGGUUCCUGUAGCACUUAAUCCCGUUACAGCCCUCGACGCAGCACAGAACUUCGCCGGCGCCCUUCCUGGCAGACUUCGUGGAACAGACUCCGAAGUGACCUCGAUACGAUCAACACGAGCAGCACAAGAAGAUAAACUCGUCGACGAAAUCAAACAUCAAGUUGUCCUCAAUCACUUAUUCCAGCAUCAAUGCAGUUCCCUUUGGAUCCGCGACAUCAAUCAACAGAUAGAAGGUGCCUUGGUACGGAAAAGGCGAAAUGAAUACCUAUUCAAACCACCCGGAUUAGCAACCUCAAAAUUCUCGCAAGCGAUGAUGUCGUUGAACGUUCAAGCAGCCAUGACGGUAUCUUCUGGAGUCAUCGAACCAUUCCUCGAAUGGAACGCCGAUGCAGUCGACGUGCCUCUUCUCAACGGCCUCCGUAUCCAGAUUCUCCCCACGUUCGAUGAUCUGUAUAACGCCAAGCGACAUCAAUAUGCGGCCUUCAUCGCCUCAGAAGCUCUCCUUAUUGUGUGGGACGAUGAGCCAACGCACCUCCUGCAACGUGCGAAGAACAUCGAGGCGGAACUCCUCAAGUUCGUGUGGAAGACGGCCAACGCGGCAGCGACAGAGCAGGAGAAUUCCGACUCUGACUAUGAAUUUGAUGAAGAGACUGGUUUGAUGGCAGAGAAGGAGCGCCCCAUCAUGCUUUAUAAUUGCUUUUUGGUUGCAUGCAGUCUUUGUCUUUUGACACUCCUUAUUGGUCUCGGCUACGUCAAGAUCGCAGACGAAGUUUAUGAGUUGCACAAGUGGACUUCUUUAACAUUUCUCAUUAUGACUCCUGUGAACGGUUUUCUGACUUUGUUCUUCUCUUCCGUUGUCGUCAGCGCCGUCGCCCAAAUCAUCGGCCCCAUCCAGCACCUAACCAAGAACUCAAAAUACUUCUCAGCCGUCCCAGCACCUCGCCUCCGCUCCAGAGAGCUCCCACAUAUUACAAUCCAGUGUCCCGUCUACAAAGAAGGUCUCGAGAACGUCAUCCAACCCACCGUCCGCUCCAUCAAGAAAGCCAUCUCAACCUACGAGCUCCAAGGCGGCUCCGCAAACAUCUUCAUCAACGACGACGGUCUCCAAUUGAUCUCUGCCGAAGACCGCCAAGCGCGCAUUGAGUUCUACGCCGACAAUCAGAUCGGAUGGACGGCUCGCCCGGGCCACAACAGCAAUGGUUUCCUCCGAAAGGGAAAGUUCAAGAAAGCCUCCAACAUGAACUACGGUCUCGCCAUCUCCAACGCCGUCGAAGAAGCUCUCCAAGAAAUUGACCGUCCUGCCGACUGGACGACGUUCGACGAGAGCGUGGCUUAUGAACGCUGCUUGAAAGACGUCCUUGCCAAAGAAGGCCGCGCGUGGGCUGAUGGCAAUAUCCGCAUCGGUGACUACAUCCUGAUCAUCGACUCCGACACUCAGGUUCCGGAAGAUUGUCUCCUCGACGCUGCGUCGGAGAUGGAGCAGUCUCCGCGCGUGGCCAUCAUUCAGUUCAGCAGUGGUGUCAUGCAAGUAGCGCACAACUUCUUCGAGGACGGCAUUACCUUCUUCACAAACCUGAUCUAUACCGCCAUCCGUUUCGGAGUAGCGUCUGGGGACGUCGCUCCUUUUGUCGGCCACAAUGCGAUCUUGCGAUGGAGCGCUAUCCAAGAAGUAGCGUUCAAGGACGAAGAAGGUGUUGAGAAAUUCUGGAGCGAGGCUCACGUCUCGGAGGAUUUCGAUAUGGCGCUUCGGCUGCAGGUCUACGGAUAUGUUGUCCGCAUGGCUGCUUGGGCUGGAGAUGGAUUCAAAGAAGGCGUCUCGCUCACGGUCUACGACGAGCUUACUCGUUGGGAAAAGUACGCUUAUGGUUGCAACGAGUUGGUCUUCCACCCUAUCAAGUACUGGUUGACCAGAGGACCUAUCACUCCUCUCUUCAAGCGCUUCUUGUGGUCCGGAAUGCCCAUUGGAAGUAAGAUCAACAUUAUCUCGUAUAUUGGUACUUAUUAUGCCAUUGGCGCAGCCUGGAUCAUGACUCUGUCGAACUAUAUCGCCGUCGGUCUUUUCAAUGGUUUCCUUGACAAGUGGUAUGUAGAAAGUUGGCAGAUUUGGAUCAGUAUCAUCAUGGUCUUCACCGUCGCUGGAAACGUCGCCUUGGCAGUCCAAAGACACCGAACCAGCGAGAAAAACUUCGUCCUCUCACUAAUCGAAAACUUCAAAUGGUGUCUCAUGUUCGUCCUCUUCUUCGGCGGCAUGUCCCUCCACAUCUCCCAAGCCCUCCUCUGCCACAUGUUCAGCAUCGACAUGUCGUGGGGCGCCACCUCGAAAGAAGUCGAGUUCUCCAACUUCUUCAUCGAGAUCCCGAAGGUGGCCCGGACGUUCAAGUACAGCAUCGCCAUGUCCCUCGGCACCAUCGCUGUUAUGGUCAUCAUGGCAGAAGCAGAAUUCAUUCCUUGGAGCUGGAACAUUGAUCAGUUCGUGGCUAUCUUCCCUCUUGCGAUGCUGUGUGCUUGUCAUCUGUUAUUACCGGUCGCGCUGAAUCCGGGCUUGAUGACAUUCUCGUGGUAG